Molecule: messenger RNA, 19446 nt
Organism: Monopterus albus (swamp eel)
Lineage: Eukaryota; Metazoa; Chordata; Actinopteri; Synbranchiformes; Synbranchidae
Gene: ryr2a
Product: ryanodine receptor 2a (cardiac)
Exons: 115
Coding region: 138-15053 (4971 amino acids)
Biological process (GO): intracellular calcium ion homeostasis; release of sequestered calcium ion into cytosol by sarcoplasmic reticulum; striated muscle contraction
Cellular component (GO): calcium channel complex; Z disc; sarcolemma
Molecular function (GO): protein binding; calcium ion binding; ryanodine-sensitive calcium-release channel activity
Source: RefSeq, a predicted model, not a curated record
CGCUGAGCGCGCGCCAUCCAAUGACAGACGAGUUCCACAGUGCGUCGCCUUUUACCGUCUCAUACAUACGCACACCCAGUCUGAAGUCCACACGCAGUUACAGCAGUGGCAGUAGGAUUUCCGUGUGAAAGCUCACCAUGGCUGAGGGAGGAGAGGGCGAGGAUGAAAUCCAGUUCCUGCGGACAGAUGAUGAGGUGGUCCUACAGUGCUCAGCUACAAUCCAUAAGGAGCAACAGAAACUCUGUCUGGCUGCUGAAGGCUUUGGAAACAGACUCUGCUUCCUUGAGUCCAUCUCCAACUCCAAGAAUGUACCCCCAGAUCUGUCCAUCUGCACCUUUGUGCUGGAACAAUCACUAUCUGUACGAGCCCUUCAGGAGAUGCUGGCCAGCACUGAAGACAAGGCUGAGGGGAUGGCCCAGGGUGGUGGUCAUCGCACUUUACUGUAUGGACAUGCUGUCCUGCUGAGACACUCCUACAGUGGAAUGUACUUGUGCUGUCUGUCAACGUCCCGCUCAUCCACAGACAAACUGGCUUUUGAUGUGGGACUGCAGGAAGAUAUCACAGGCGAGGCGUGCUGGUGGACCAUCCAUCCAGCAUCAAAGCAGCGUUCAGAGGGAGAGAAGGUUAGAGUGGGAGAUGAUCUCAUUCUGGUCAGCGUCUCCUCUGAGAGAUAUCUGCAUCUGUCCUAUGGUAAUGGUAGUCUCCAUGUAGAUGCAGCCUUUCAGCAGACUCUCUGGAGUGUGGCUCCCAUAUGUUCUGGUAGUGAAGUAGCACAAGGUUUCCUGAUUGGAGGGGAUGUCCUGCGUCUCCUUCACGGUCACAUGGACGAGUGUCUGACUGUUCCAUCUGGAGAACAUGGAAAUGAGCAGAGGAGGUCAGUGCACUAUGAGGGGGGAGCUGUGUCUAGUCAUGCCAGGUCCCUCUGGAGGCUGGAGACAUUGCGGGUUAUGUGGAGUGGGAGUCAUAUCCGCUGGGGUCAGCCAUUCAGACUGAGACAUGUGACCACAGGAAAGUAUCUCAGUUUGAUAGAAGAUAAAUCUCUACUGCUGAUGGACAAAGAGAAAGCUGAUGUCAAGUCUACAGCAUUCUGCUUUAGGUCCUCUAAGGAAAAGUUGGACCCCAGUGUGAAGAAGGAGCUGGAUGGCAUGGGUGUUCCUGACAUUAAAUAUGGCGACUCAGUGUGUUACAUUCAACAUGUUGAUACCUGCUUAUGGCUCACAUACCACACUGUCAAUGCUAAGUGCGCACGCAUGGGUGGAGUCCAGAGAAAGGCCAUCAUGCACCAUGAGGGUCACAUGGAUGAUGGGCUGACAUUGUCUCGGUCACAGCAUGAGGAGAGUCGCACUGCCAGAGUCAUCCGCAGUACUGUCUUUCUCUUCAAUCUGUUCAUCAGGGGUCUGGACACACUAAGGAAAAAGGGGAAGAGCUCUACUUUAGAUCUACCAAUAGAUUCAGUCAGUCUGAGUCUACAGGAUCUGAUUGGCUACUUUCAACCACCUGGAGACCAUCUAGAACAUGAAGACAAGCAGAACCGACUCCGAGCUCUGAAGAAUCGACAGAACCUUUUUCAGGAGGAGGGGAUGAUCAGCCUGGUGUUGGAAUGUAUUGAUCGGCUUCAUGUCUAUAGCAGUGCAGCUUAUUUUGCUGAGGCAGUAGGAAGGGAAGCAGGAGAAGCCUGGAGCUCCAUCCUCAACUCCCUCUACCAAUUACUGGCUGCACUGAUCAGAGGAAACAGAAAAAACUGUGCCCAGUUCUCUGGUUCACUGGACUGGCUGAUUAGUAGAUUGGAGCAACUGGAGGCCUCCUCUGGUAUAUUAGAGGUGCUUCAUUGUGUGCUGGUAGAGAGUCCUGAAGCACUGAACAUAAUCAAAGAAGGACACAUCAAAUCAAUCAUAUCUCUUCUGGACAAGCAUGGACGCAACCACAAGGUUCUAGAUGUAUUGUGUUCGCUGUGUGUGUGUCAUGGCGUAGCUGUGCGCUCCAACCAGAACCUCAUCUGUGACAACUUGCUGCCAGGAAGAGAUCUGUUACUGCAGACCUGUCUGAUCAACCACGUAAGCAGCAUGCGUCCUAACAUCUUCCUGAGCGUCAGCGAUGGUUCCGCUCAGUACAGGAAAUGGUACUAUGAGCUGAUUGUGGAUCAGGCCUUGCCAUUUGUCACAGCAGAGGCCACUCACCUCAGGGUGGGCUGGGCCAACAUCAGUGGUUAUGCACCCUACCCCAGCGGAGGGGAGGGGUGGGGAGGCAAUGGGGUGGGAGAUGACCUAUACUCUUACGGCUUUGAUGGACUCCAUCUUUGGUCAGGCUGCAUUGCACGAACUGUUAACUCCCCCAAUCAGCAUCUCUUGAGGUCAGAAGAUGUGGUGAGCUGCUGCCUGGACCUCAGUGUGCCCAGUAUCUCCUUCAGGAUCAAUGGCCAGCCGGUUCAGGGCAUGUUUGAGAACUUCAACUCUGAUGGCCUCUUCUUCCCUGUUGUCAGCUUCUCUGCUGGAGUCAAGGUGCGUUUCCUCCUUGGUGGACGUCAUGGGGAAUUUAAGUUCCUACCUCCCCCGGGUUAUGCUUCUUGUUAUGAGGCAGUGUUGCCCAGGGAGAAACUCAAGCUGGAGGCCAGUCAGGAUCAGACUGCAGCCAGAGACUUGCUGGGGCCCAUCAUCACACUGAGCCAGGCAGCAUUCACCCCCACACCUGUGGACACCAGCCAGAUUGUGUUGCCUUCUCACUUGGAGAGGAUCAGGGAGAAACUAGCAGAAAACAUCCAUGAACUGUGGGUGAUGAACAAGAUAGAACUGGGCUGGACCCAUGGCGCAGUGCGAGAUGAUAACAAGCGUCAACACCCAUGUCUGGUGGAGUUCUCCAAGCUUCCUGAACAGGAACGAAGUUACAACCUACAGAUGUCACUGGAGACUCUCAAAACUCUCCUGGCUCUGGGUUGCCAUGUUGGUCUCGCAGAUGAACAUGCUGUAGAAAAAGUGAAGAGCAUGAAACUGUCACCAACCUAUGAGUUGUCCAGUGGUUAUAAACCUGCUCCUCUGGACUUGAGUCACAUCAAACUGACCUCCACCCAGGAAGCUAUGGUGGACAAACUGGCUGAGAAUGCACAUAAUGUCUGGGCAAGAGACCGCAUCCGUCAGGGCUGGACCUAUGGCAUUCAACAGGAUGUGAAGAAUCGGCGAAACCCUCGUCUGGUUCCUUACACUCUGCUGGAUGAGAGAACCAAAAAGUCCAACAAAGACAGUCUGAGAGAGGCCGUCAGGACUCUGCUGGGUUAUGGAUACACCCUGGAAGCUCCUGACCAGGACCAUGCAGCUCAGUCUGACCUCAGCAACAUGUCUGCUGAGAGGUUCCGCAUUUUUAGAGCAGAGAAAACCUACUGUGUAAAUGCUGGAAAGUGGUACUUUGAACUGGAGGUGUUGACAGCAGGAGAGAUGAGGGUGGGCUGGGCUAAACCAGGAUGCCUCCCAGACCAAGAGCUGGGAUCUGAUGACCAGGCCUUUGUGUUUGAUGGCUUCAAGGUCCAGCGCUGGCACCAGGGGAAUGAGCACUUUGGGCGUGCCUGGCAGGCAGGGGAUGUAGUGGGCUGCAUGGUGGAUCUGAAUGAACACACCAUGAUGUUCACACUCAAUGGAGAAGUCCUGCUGGAUGAUUCUGGCUCUGAGCUGGCCUUCAAGGACUUUGAAGCUGCUGAAGGCUUGAUCCCAGUCUGCAGUCUAGGUGUGUGUCAGGUGGGCAGGAUGAACUUUGGUAAAGAUGUCAGCACUCUUAAAUAUUUCACCAUCUGCGGCCUGCAGGAAGGUUAUGAGCCCUUUGCUGUCAACAUGAACCGAGAUGUCACCAUGUGGCUCAGCAAGAGGCUGCCACAGUUUGUGUCUGUCCCCACCAACCACCAGCACAUACAGGUGACAAGGAUAGAUGGGACCAUGGAAUCAUGUCCAUGCCUAAAGGUUACCCAGAGAUCAUUUGGAUCACAGAACAGUUACACUGACAUUACCUUCUACAGACUGAGCAUGCCCAUAGAGUGCGCAGAAUCCUUCUCCAGAUCCUCGCCCAAUGGCAGCCUCUUCUCACUAAAGAGGGAUCUAGAAGAUUUUGAAAAUGUGUCAGACUUUGAGGUCCUGAUGAAGUCACCUCAUGGUCACAAUGGUCCCAGUGGCCCUGAAAGAGAUGAAUUCAACAAUCACAAAGAUUAUAACCAAGAGAAGCCAUCUAAGCUUAAGCAACGGUUCAUGUUGAAGAGAAACAAACCAGACAACAGCUGUCCAUCAUCUGCUCGACUAUCAGAGGAAGUGAUGGCUGAUGACAGAGAUGAUUAUGAAUUCCUCAUGCAAGCCUCUACACACUAUUACUCAGUGCGGAUCUUCCCUGGUCAGGAGCCCAGCAGUGUGUGGGUAGGCUGGGUAACCUCUGACUUCCAUCAGUAUGACCCAGGCUUCGAGCUGCACAAGGUCCGAACUGUCACUGUUACCCUGGGAGAUGAGAAGGGCAAAGUUCAUGAGAGUAUAAAGCGUAGUAACUGUUACAUGGUGUGGGCUGGAGAGAGCAGCAGUCCUGGUCAGGGGAGGAACAACAAUGGCUUGGAGAUUGGCUGUCUUGUUGACACAACAAAUGGAUUACUGACCUUCACCGCCAAUGGCAAAGAACUCAGCACAUAUUACCAGGUGGAGCCCAGUACCAAGCUGUUCCCUGCAGUUUUUGCCAAAGCCACUAGCCCCAAUGUGUUCCAGUUUGAACUGGGACGAAUAAAGAAUGUGAUGCCUCUGUCAGCUGGUCUGUUCAAGAGUGAGAGGAGGAACCCAGUUCCUCAGUGUCCUCCACGGCUUCAUGUCCACUUUCUCACGCCUGUUUUGUGGAGUCGUGUUCCCAACCACUUCCUCAAGGUGUCAGCAUCCAGGGUGAAUGACAGACAUGGCUGGCUGGUCCAGUGUAAUGAACCUCUGCAGUUUAUGUCUCUGCACAUACCUGAAGAGAACAGGUCAGUGGAUAUUCUGGAGCUGUCAGAGCAGAGGGACUUAUUAAAGUUUCACUACCAUACCCUCAGAUUGUACUCUGCAGUUUGUGCUCUGGGAAACAAUCGAGUCGCACAUGCCCUCUGCUCCCAUGUAGACGAGGCACAGCUCCUGCAGGCUAUAGAGGAUAAAUACAUGCCAGGUUUGCUUCGUGCAGGCUACUAUGACCUCCUCAUUGACAUUCACUUGAGUAGUUACACCACAGCUCGCCUCAUGAUGAACAACGAGUACAUUGUUCCAAUGACGGAUGAAACAAAGAGCAUUACCCUGUUUCCUGAUGAGAAGAAGAAACAUGGCCUGCCAGGUAUUGGCCUCAGCACCUCUCUGAGACCCAGAAUGCACUUCUCAUCUCCAAAUUUUGUCUGUGGGACUGGAUCAUCAUAUCGUAACAACAGCAACAACGGAUUAGGAUCAGGAGAAUGUUUCCAGUACAGCCCUGAAUUCCCCUUAGAUAUACUGAAAAUUAAAACCAUCGAGAUGCUGACAGAAGCGGUGCGGGAGGGGAGCAUGCAUGUACGGGAUCCAAUCGGAGGCAGCACUGAGUUUCUUUUUGUCCCCCUCAUUAAGCUCUUCUACACGAUGCUCAUCAUGGGAGUUUUCCAAAAUGGAGAUCUGAAGAAUAUUCUUCGACUGAUUGAACCAUCUGUGUUCUGUGAAAGACAAGAAGGGCAGGAGGAGAAGCACACAGAGUUGGAGGUAGUGAAAGAGAAGACUGAGGGAGGGGCGGAUGUAGGAACGAACAGGCCAAAAGGACUGUUACAGAUGAAGCUGCCAGAGCCUGUAAAACUCCAGAUGUGCCACGUGCUGCAGUACCUGUGUGACUGUCAGGUCCGUCAUCGUAUUGAGGCAGUGGUGGCCUUCUCUGAUGACUUUGUAGCCUGUCUCCAAAACAACCAGAGGUUCCGCUACAACGAGGUGAUGUUGGCACUCAACAUGUCUGCAGCCCUCACUGCCAAGAAGACAAAAGAGUUCAGAUCACCUCCACAGGAACAGAUCAACAUGCUGCUGAACUUUAAGGAUGAGAAGCAGGAGUGUCCCUGUCCUGAAUACAUCAGAGAACAGCUGCUCGACUUUCAUGAAGAUCUGAUGAGACACUGUGGUAUAGAUUUGGAUGAGGAAAGAAGGACAGAUGGUGACAGUGACUUCACCAUCCGAGGUCGACUCAUGUCUUUGGUGGAGAAAGUAACUUAUCUGAAGAAGAAGCUGACCAAUCUGCCAAUGGAGAAAAAAGACAGGAAACCCAGUACCUUACAGCAGCUGAUUUCAGAUACAAUGGUCCGCUGGGCUCAGGAGUCAGUUAUUGAGGAUCCAGAGCUGGUCAGAGCUAUGUUUGUCCUGCUGCAUCGCCAAUAUGAUGGCAUUGGAGGACAGGUACGGGCUAUUCCUAAGACUUACACUAUAAACGCAGUAUCAGUUGAGGAUACCAUCAACUUGUUGGCUGCUCUGGGUCAGAUCAGAUCCCUGCUGAGUGUCCGUAUGGGAAGAGAGGAGGAAAAACUGAUGAUCAGAGGGCUGGGUGAUAUCAUGAACAACAAGGUGUUCUACCAGCAUCCUAAUCUGAUGAGAGCUCUGGGGAUGCAUGAAACUGUCAUGGAGGUCAUGGUCAAUGUUCUUGGUGGAGGAGACUCCAAGGAAAUAGCCUUUCCUAAAAUGGUGGCCAAUUGUUGUCGGUUUCUUUGUUAUUUUUGUCGAAUCAGUCGUCAGAACCAGAAAGCAAUGUUUGACCAUCUCAGCUACCUGCUGGAGAACAGCAGUGUUGGCCUUGCAUCUCCAUCCAUGCGAGGCUCUACUCCUCUAGAUGUGGCUGCAGCAUCGGUCAUGGAUAAUAAUGAGUUGGCCCUGGCUUUGAGAGAACCAGACCUGGAGAAGGUGGUGCAGUACCUCGCCGGCUGUGGCCUGCAGAGCUGUGUGAUGCUGGUGCGUAAAGGAUACCCUGACAUUGGCUGGAACCCUGUAGAGGGAGAACGCUACCUUGACUUCCUACGCUUUGCUGUCUUCUGCAAUGGUGAAAGUGUUGAGGAGAAUGCCAAUGUUGUGGUGAGGCUUCUGAUUCGUCGACCAGAAUGUUUUGGCCCUGCUCUUCGAGGCGAAGGUGGUGAUGGGUUGUUGGCAGCCAUGGAAGAAGCCAUUAAGAUCUCUCAGGAUCCCUCCAGAGAUGGUCCCUCUCCUACAUCUGAGAACAGCAAGACAUUUGUUGAAAUGCUAGAAGAAGGGGAAGAUGAUACUAUACACAUAGGGAAUGCCAUAAUGACAUUCUAUGCUGCCCUCAUUGACCUGCUGGGUCGCUGUGCUCCAGAAAUGCAUCUAAUCCAUGGAGGUAAAGGUGAAGCAAUCCGUAUCAGAGCCAUUCUGAGGUCUCUCAUCCCUAUUGAAGACCUGGUGGGAGUCAUCAGCAUUCCAUUCUCCAUGCCCAACCUAGCUAAAGAUGGGAUGGUGGUGGAGCCAGACAUGUCAGCUGGUUUCUGUCCAGAUCAUAAAGCAGCCAUGGUGCUGUUCCUGGACCGGGUCUAUGGUAUAGAAGACCAGAAUUUCCUGCUUCACUUGCUGGAAGUUGGGUUCUUACCUGACUUGAGAGCUGCUGCCUCUCUGGACACUGUUGCUCUCAGUGCCACAGACAUGGCACUUGCCCUCAACAGGUAUCUGUGUACAGCUGUGUUGCCUCUCCUGACUAAAUGUGCACCGCUGUUUGCGGGGACAGAGCCGUUUGCCUCACUGAUCGACUCCCUCCUCCACACGGUUUACCGCCUGUCCAAAGGGUGCUGCCUCACUAAGGCCCAGAGGGACGCCAUAGAGGAGUGUCUGCUGGCUGUUUGUGGAAAGCUCAGGCCUUCAAUGAUGCAGCAUCUGCUGAGGAGGCUGGUAUUUGAUGUCCCCUUGCUUAAUGAACACACCAAGAUGCCUCUGAAGCUGCUGACCAAUCACUAUGAGCGUUGUUGGAAGUAUUACUGCCUGGCUGGAGGUUGGGGUAGCUUUGGAGCUGCAUCAGAUGAAGAGCUUCACCUCUCCAGGAAACUGUUCUGGGGAAUAUUUGAUGCUCUGUCACACAAAGGUUAUGACCAGGAGCUGUUUAAACUGGCCUUGCCAUGUCUCAGUGCUGUGGCUGGAGCUCUUCCUCCAGACUAUAUGGAGUCUAACUACAUGGCCAUGAUGGAGAAACAGUCAUCCAUGGAUUCAGAAGGAAACUUCUAUCCACAGCCUGCAGACACUGCCAAUAUAACUAUUCCAGAGAAACUGGACAGUUUCAUAACCAGAUAUGCAGAACACAACCAUGAGAAGUGGUGUAUAGAAAAGUUUUCCAGUGGCUGGACAUAUGGGGAACAGAUAUGUGAAAUCAGCAAGAGCCACCCUUUACUGAAACCAUACAAAAGCCUCUCUGAAAAGGAUAAGGAGUCAUACUGCUGGUCAGUCAGAGAAUCUCUGAAGACCAUGCUGUCGUGGGGCUGGAGCAUUGAUAGGAUCAGAGAGGGAGACCCCAUCAGCCUACAUAACAAGUCCCGGAGAAUGUCGCAGGCUAGCCAGCUGUCAUUUGAAGGAACACCAGCUUUCAGUCCUAGACCCAUUGAUAUGAGCAAUGUUACACUGUCUAGAGAUAUGCAGUCUAUGGCAGAACUACUUGCAGAGAAUGAUCAUAAUAUCUGGGCCAAGAAAAAGAAAAUUGAGCUGGAAUCCAAAGGUGGAGGAAACCAUCCUCUUCUGGUUCCUUAUGAUACACUGACUGCCAAAGAGAAAUCCAAAGACAGAGAAAAAGCACAAGACAUCCUUAAGUUCCUCCAGAUCAACAGUUACACUGUAUCCAGAGCUGCAAAGUCACAGGAGCUGGAUGCUCCAGCUAUUGAGAAACGAUUUGCCUACACCUUCCUCCAGCAGCUCAUUGCAUACGUUGACCAGGCGCACCAACACAUAAUGGAGUUUGAUCUAGGAACAAGACCAAAGGGAGAGAAGAUACCUCAUGAACAGCAACUGAAGUUCUUUGGAAAGGUGGUCUUACCUUUGGUGGAUCAGUACUUUAAAAACCACAGGCUGUACUUCCUGUCCACAGCUAUUCAUCCAAUCAGCAGCGGUGGCCAUGCCUCCAAUAAGGAGAAGGAGAUGGUGACCAGUCUUUUCUGCAAACUGGGAGUUCUUGUCAGACAUAGGAUAUCUGUAUUUGGUAACAAUGCCACAUCUAUAGUCAACUGUCUGCAGAUACUGGGACAAAGCCUGGAUGCCAGGACAGUGAUGAAGACUGGUCUGGAGUCAGUGAAGGCGGCUCUACGGUCAUACUUUGACAGUGCAGCAGAAGAUCUGGAGAAGACGCAGGAGAACCUGAAGCUUGGGCAGUUCACCCACAGCAGAGAGCAGCCACGAGGUGUUACUCAAAUAAUCAACUACACCACCGUCGCGCUGUUGCCUGUCCUUUCCUCCCUGUUUGAACACAUCGGACAGAACAUGUUUGGAGAAGACCUUAUAUUGGAUGAUGUCCAGGUCUCUUGUUACAGAAUCCUCAACAGCCUCUACCUUCUGGGAACCAACAAGAGCAUCUAUGUAGAAAGACAUCGUCCAGCAAUAGGAAAGUGUCUAGCUGCCUUCUCAGCAGCCUUCCCUGUUGCCUUUCUUGAGCCUCACAUCAACAGGUUCAACAGCUUCUCCAUUUACAACAGCAAAGGAACUAAAGACAGAGCGGCUUUAGGCCUUCCAGGACAGGUUGAAGAGGUUUGUCCUCUGAUCCCAAACUUAGAGAAGUCUCUGGAGGAGAUCAUGGAGUUAGCAGAGUCUGGCAUGAAGUACACCCAGAUGCCCCAUGUCAUGGAGGUGGUGUUGCCCAUGUUAUGCAGCUACAUGUCUCAUUGGUGGGAAGAUGGACCAGAGGGCAACUCAGACAAAGCGGAUAGCUGCUGCACCUCCGUGACCUCUGAGCACAUGAACACUCUGCUGGGAAACAUUCUCAAAAUCAUCUAUAACAACCUAGGAAUAGAUGAGGGGGCCUGGAUGAAAAGACUGGCUGUUUUCUCUCAGCCAAUCAUCAGCAAGGCAAAAGCCCAGCUGCUCAAGACCCAUUUUCUGCCUCUGAUGGAUAAACUCAAGAAAAAAGCAGCAGUUGUGCUGAUGGAUGAGGAACACAGCAAAGCAGAGGGGAGGGGUGAGAUGUCAGAGACAGAGCUUCUCAUCAUGGACCAGUUCACCAUAUUGGUCAGAGACCUGUAUGCCUUCUACCCUCUGCUCAUCCGAUUUGUCGACUACAACAGGGCCAGAUGGCUCAGAGAGUCCAACCCGGAGGCUGAGGAGCUGUUCCGCAUGGUGGCCGAAGUUUUUAUCUUCUGGGCCAAGUCUCAUAACUUCAAGAGAGAAGAGCAGAACUUCGUGGUCCAGAAUGAAAUUAACAACAUGUCCUUCCUCAUCACUGACACUAAGUGUAAGAUGUCAAAGGGAAUAGUGUCAGACCAGGAGAGGAAGAAGAUCAAGAGGAAGGGAGAUAGAUACACAAUGCAGACAAGUCUGAUUGUUGCUACUCUGAAGCGUCUGCUGCCUGUUGGACUCAAUAUCUGUGCCCCUGGAGAACAAGAGCUUAUCACACUGGCUAAGAACCGCUUCACCCAGAAAGAUACCGAGGAUGAAGUUCGAGAGAUCAUUAGGAACAAUCUCCAUUUACAAGGGAAGCUGGAGGACCCAGCUAUUCGUUGGCAGAUGGCCUUGUACAGGGAUCUCCCCAAUCUCUGUGAGGACACCUCUGACCGUGAGAAGACUGUGGAGAGAAUCCUGGACAUUGCUCAUGUCCUCUUCCACCUAGACCAGGUUGAACAUCCUCAGCGCAGUAAGAAAGCAGUGUGGCACAAACUGCUGUCUAAACAGAGGAAAAGAGCAGUAGUCGCUUGCUUCAGGAUGGCACCACUUUAUAACCUGCCCAGGCACCGGGCUGUCAACUUGUUCCUGCAGGGCUAUGAGAAGUCUUGGAUUGAGGCAGAGGAGCACUACUUCGAAGAUAAACUCAUAGAGGACCUUGCAAAACCGGGUGAACAGGAGCCAUCUGAAGAAGAGGAAGGGUUGAAGCACAUUGAUCCUCUGCAUCAGCUCAUUCAGCUGUUCAGUAGAACAGCCCUCACAGAGAAGUGUAAACUAGAUGAGGAUAAUCUUUACAUGGCCUAUGCUGACAUCAUGGCUAAGAGUUGCCAUGAUGAAGAGGAUGAAGAUGGAGAGGAAGUGAAGAGUUUUGAAGAGAAGGAGAUGGAGAAGCAGAAGUUGUUGUAUCAGCAGGCUCGGCUGCAUGACAGAGGGGCCGCUGAGAUGGUGCUUCAAACCAUCAGUGCUAGCAAAGGUGAGAUGGGUCCCAUGGUGGCCUCCACUUUGAAGCUGGGGAUCGCUAUUCUUAAUGGUGGAAACUCUACUGUACAGCAGAAAAUGCUGGAUUAUCUGAAAGACAAGAGGGAUGUGGGCUUUUUUCAGAGUCUGAGUGGUCUGAUGCAGUCAUGCAGUGUACUGGAUCUAAAUGCAUUUGAGAGGCAGAACAAAGCUGAAGGACUGGGAAUGGUGACUGAGGAGGGAUCAGUCAUCACUCAUGAGCGUGGUGAGAAGGUCAUGCAGGAUGAUGAGUUCACUUGUGACCUUUUCCGCUUCCUGCAGCUGCUCUGUGAAGGACACAACUCAGACUUCCAGAACUACUUAAGGACACAAACGGGGAACAAUACAACUGUCAACAUCAUUAUCUCUACUGUUGACUACCUCCUCAGAGUCCAGGAGUCUAUCAGUGAUUUCUACUGGUAUUAUUCUGGAAAAGAUGUUAUUGAUGAACAGGGCCAGAGGAAUUUUUCCAAAGCAAUACAUGUGGCCAAACAGGUUUUUAAUACACUCACCGAGUACAUCCAGGGUCCAUGCACUGGCAACCAACAGAGUUUGGCCCAUAGUCGUCUCUGGGAUGCUGUGGUUGGUUUUCUUCAUGUCUUCGCUCAUAUGCAGAUGAAACUGUCUCAGGACUCCAGUCAGAUUGAGUUACUGAAGGAACUGAUGGAUCUGCAGAAAGACAUGGUGGUCAUGCUGCUGUCUAUGCUGGAGGGUAAUGUGGUGAAUGGGACUAUUGGAAAGCAGAUGGUGGACAUGUUGGUGGAGUCCUCCAACAAUGUGGAGAUGAUCCUCAAAUUUUUUGACAUGUUCCUCAAACUAAAAGAUUUGACCUCCUCGGAUGCCUUCAAGGAAUAUGACCCUGAUGGAAAAGGUGUUAUCUCGAAGAGGGACUUCCAUAAGGCAAUGGAAAGCCACAAACACUACACCCAGUCUGAGACGGAGUUCCUGCUCUCCUGUGCUGAGACUGAUGAGAAUGAACUCUUGGACUAUGAAGAAUUUGUAGACCGCUUUCAUGAGCCAGCCAAGGAUAUUGGCUUCAAUGUGGCGGUUUUGCUGACCAACCUGUCGGAGCACAUGCCUCAUGAUACGAGGCUGCAGACAUUCCUGGAGCUGGCAGAGAGUGUCCUCAACUACUUCCAACCCUACUUGGGCCGGAUUGAAAUCAUGGGCAGUGCCAAACGCAUCGAGAGGGUCUACUUUGAGAUCAGUGAGUCCAGUCGAACACAGUGGGAGAAACCACAGAUCAAAGAAUCCAAACGUCAGUUCAUAUUUGAUGUGGUGAACAAGGGUGGGGAGAAGGAGAAGAUGGAGCUGUUUGUGAAUUUCUGUGAGGACACCAUCUUUGAAAUGCAGCUGGCAGCUCAGAUGUCUGAUGCUGGUGAACGAUCAGCGAUGAAAGAAGAGAGUGAAAGGGGAAAACCAGAUGAGGAGAACGCUGAGAUGGGCUUCUUCUCUGUUACCACUGUCUGCAUGGCUCUGUUGGCUCUGCGAUACAAUGUUAUGCUGCUGAUAAAGGUGCUAUCUAUGAAAAGCUUGAAGAAGCAAAUGAAAAAGAUAAAGAACAUGACAGUGAAGGACAUGGUGACUACCCUGGUCUCCUUCUACUGGUCGGUGUUGCUGGGCCUUCUCCAUGUAGCAUUCAGUGUGGCUCGAGGAUUUUGCAGAAUCUUCUACAGCACUUUCAUAGGAGGCAAUCUGGUGGAGGGGGCUAAGACCAUAAAGGUGUCAGAGCUGCUGGCCAGCAUGCCUGAUCCCACCCAGGAUGAGGUGCGUGGUGAAGGAGAGGACAGAGAAAAGAGACCAUCUGACCACGGCUCCCUGAAGGAGGACCUGGCUGACCUGGCAAUAAACAUUAAUGAGACCGAGCUGCUUUCGGACAUUUUUGGUCUGGACUUAAAAAGGGAGGGGGGCCAGUACAAGAUCACCCCACAUAACCCCAAUGCUAGUCUAGCUGAACUGCUGAACUCCCCAGUUCCUGCCCAAAACCUACAAACACCACCCACAGCACCCCCACCUGAGCUCAGACAAAGGCACCAGCUGAAGACGUCUUCCUCAGAGGAGAAAGAAGGAACACCAGAGACUGAAUGUGUACCUGAGAAAACAUCAGUAAGUGGACAGACAGAGAAACAAUUGAAGAAUGAGAAGAUGAAGCCAAAAGUUAGAAGACAUCACACCUCAAAGUCUGAUGAACCAGAUCUGCAGGAGUCUGCAUUCUUGAAGAAGAUCAUAGCCUACCAAAGGAAACUACUGAAUUACUUUGCCAGGAACUUCUACAACAUGAGGAUGUUGGCACUGUUUGUUGCCUUUGCAAUCAACUUCAUCCUCUUAUUCUAUAAGGUUUCCACAUCCUCAUCUGUGGUUGCGGAGAAGGAAAGGAAAGUAUUGUACACCAGAAGUCAACCAGACAGCAGCGUUCAGUGGGAUUCCCUGGGUGGAGAAGCAGAGGAGACAAAGGAGGAGUUGAUGGAUAUGACUGGGGAGCCCUUAAAGCCUGCCAUGGUUCGUUUUGUCCUAGAGGAGAGCAGCGGAUACAUGGAGCCCAUGCUACGGAUUCUGGCUGUCCUGCACACUGUCAUCUCCUUUUUCUGCAUUAUUGGAUACUACUGUCUCAAGGUGCCACUUGUGAUAUUUAAGCGUGAGAAGGAGGUGGCCAGGAAGCUGGAGUUUGAUGGCCUUUAUAUCACAGAACAGCCAUCUGAGGAUGACAUCAAAGGACAGUGGGACAGACUGGUUAUCAACACACAAUCUUUCCCCAACAACUACUGGGAUAAAUUUGUGAAGAGGAAGGUAAUGGAUAAAUAUGGGGAGUUUUAUGGCCAUGACCGCAUCAGUGAGCUGCUGGGAAUGGACAAGGCUGCUCUGGACUUCAGUGACGCUCACAGAAAGAGAAAGCCCAGGAGGGACAGUUCACUGGCUGCUGUGCUAAACUCCAUUGAUGUCAAGUACCACAUCUGGAAGCUGGGGGUUGUAUUUACAGACAAUUCCUUCUUGUAUCUGGCCUGGUAUAUGACCAUGUCCAUCCUGGGUCAUUAUAACAACUUCUUCUUUGCUGCCCAUCUGCUCGACAUCGCUAUGGGUUUUAAGACACUCCGUACCAUCCUGUCCUCAGUCACACACAAUGGCAAACAGCUGGUGUUAACAGUUGGCUUGUUAGCAGUGGUGGUAUACCUUUAUACAGUAGUGGCUUUCAACUUCUUCAGGAAGUUCUACAACAAGAGUGAAGAUUCCGAACUGCCAGACAUGAAGUGUGAUGACAUGUUGACAUGCUACAUGUUUCACAUGUAUGUAGGUGUGAGAGCAGGUGGAGGGAUUGGUGACCAGAUUGAGGACCCAGCAGGUGACGAGUAUGAGAUCUAUCGCAUCAUCUUUGACAUCACCUUCUUCUUCUUUGUCAUUGUAAUCCUCCUAGCUAUCAUCCAGGGGUUGAUCAUUGAUGCUUUUGGAGAGCUGAGGGACCAGCAGGAACAAGUGAAAGAAGACAUGGAGACCAAAUGUUUCAUCUGUGGAAUAGGUAAUGACUACUUUGACACAGUUCCACAUGGCUUUGAAACGCACACACUGCAGGAGCACAACUUAGCCAACUACUUAUUCUUUGUGAUGUAUCUCAUCAAUAAAGAUGAAACAGAGCACACAGGCCAGGAGUCUUAUGUAUGGAAGAUGUACCAGGAGCGUUGCUGGGAGUUCUUCCCUGCUGGUGACUGUUUCCGGAAACAGUAUGAGGAUCAGCUCAACUGAUCUGUUCAUGGAGGAACAGACUUUUUCCUUUAAUACUCUAACUUUUUGAAGCCCUCUACACCCAUCUUUCCUCUACUUACACUGUACACUUUUCUUAGUGCUCUCUGGGGAGUCUGUGUUCUACCUAACCACAGGUACUACCUCCCAGUCAUGAAGGACCUACAAAAUCCAGAGUAAUUCUUCCUCCCAGCUCUUCCUCAUUGAAACAGACAACUUGCCAGCUUCUAGCACACUUUGUUUGCAAGGCUUCUAGACAUAGAGAAUAUCAGAUUAUAUGCUGUGCAAUAUUUCAAGGGUUUUGGCUCAGACUUGUGGCACGCUGAGGUCUUUUGAGUCAGAAGAAGACUUCUUUGCUUCAUCUUAUUCUACAUUUACAGUAACAAGCAAAAAAUACAAAGGAAUAAUGGAGCAAGGGAAAAAGGAAGGAUGCAAAGAUGGAUGGAAGAACAGAGUGGAAGGAAAACAGAGAGAUAAGGAGACUUUCAGGACAGUCACAGAUAUGUAAAAAGCAGAAAUUAGAAUGACUUUUCAUGUAAAAUUCACAUUGCAUGUAAGCACAGAGGGUGAAAUCAAAAACAACUGUACAUCCUCCUGUAACUUAACACAACAGCUCUGCGAUAAACCUGAGGUUUUAGAAGCUUAUGUAGUCAUCUUUUGUUAAUGUGAAGAUUUAAGGUGCCUGUACAUAAUAAUCUAAUCCAACACAUGCAGCCUCCAGAACCUCCACUUGAAUUAACACCCAUAACACAGUGUCAACACCAUCUGAACAAUCAGAGCUUCACAAAUAGGGUUUUACUGAACUGAAUUAUACAGUAGUAAAGCUUACAGAUGUUAAAUAUUGUGUCCACACACUGCCAACACUGUGUGUGAAGGGCUCCUUUAUAUUGCUAACAAUAUGAUAAAUUCAUUUUGUUCCAGUAGAUUUGAGUGACCUGGAAACCCAGUCAAAGUAUAGAUGUAAACAAGUCACAGUCUCUCAUUAGCUUGUCAGUUAACAUCUUUAAUUUACAACAUUACAUAAAUAAAUGUCCCCAAAUGAUGCUUGGUAAAUAGUUAAUGUGUUUAUAACUCUGGCUUUUUUAUUUCAUCUUUUGUCCCAGUAGUAGCAGCAUGGCCAAAGGACAGAGAUAUCCAUCUGUCCAACAGAUAUACUGUACAUACUGUAUAUAGAUGAGAAUGGUCAGAUUGCAAUUAAAUUUACAGAGCACAUUCAUGCUCCCUUUUAUUUUUAAAGAACACCAUCCAGAAAAACUUAUCAUUUUUAGCCCCCACUUUGCUAGUGUAAGAACAACUGAAAACUAAUCAUAUUUGUUCUGUUCGGCUCUUCAAUGUUGUGAUGUGUACCUCUGUGUACCAAUAGUAGGACUUUAGACUAUUUUUAAUUUGAUUUUCCUUGGUACAUUUGUUAAAUGUUGUAGUUUUAUGAGAAGCAAUACCAAAGCAGAAAACAAGCGAUUUACCUGUUUAAAGCUACAUACAGUUUUUUUUGUGUUGUUAGCUAAGAUAAAUAAUCAGCCAGACUGGAGAAAGUCAAAGUCAUCUUUUCAUGCAGUGGGAAUGCACAUGGUAAAUGAAUGAAAGGAGAGGGGGGAUAAGACAUGAAGGAUACAGUGCCUUAUUAAGCCAGGAAUGAGCAAGCUGGAAGAGGAGAGAGACUGCUCAUAAUAUCUGGAUGUGUACUGUGAUAGAGUGUUUAUGACAGAGAAUAAUAUGCCAUGUGUGAGCACUAUAGGAAACACGCAAUGAAGGACACAUAAAAGUAGGAUAAAGGGAGAAAUGUCCUCAAAACUUUAUUAUUGGGAACAUAAAAUCACAGAAAUGUCUCUCUGAUUCUUAAACAUUUUUGGUGCAGACCUGAGUAGAAAUAUAUACUUUAGAAAUAAUUUCAAUUUUUAGUUGUGCUUACUUUAUAGUGUUAGUUUUUAAAAUGUCAGUAUGAUUUAAACUGUCCUGUUCUGAUAGUACUCUCAGAUGAUAUUUGAAGCUGAAAUGUGUAACAUUUGAAAAUCUAGCUAGCUAGCAUGAGCUAGCAUAAGACACCAGAACCAAUUGCCUCCCUCUCUCCCCCUACUCACUCCACUCUGCUCUGCGCUCUACCCGGCCCAUCAUGGACGCCAAAAUGGUCACACAUUGUCGCAGUUUCGAGAGAAUUUCACCAAAUUAGUGGACAGCAUUUAACUGGUGUGCAUUAAAAUAAUGUAUCUCACCAAGCUAAAUGCCCUGCCUCAUGUCUACAGUAAACACAGCACAACUGUAUAGCACCGUCCACUACACAACAUGGGGCCCAACACAUCAAAGUUUGACCAUCAAAAAGGUUGUGUUACCAAACAACAACAACAAAAAAACAAACAAAAAAGGCUUUGCUACUCUGUCACAAGGAGGACACAUACCAUUCAAAAACAUGUCUGAAAUUGAAUAAAAGUGCAGCUACAUCAUUGUAGUAACUGAAGUGUGUGAGGCACAGCAAAGUAAUAUGACUGCAGCUGUAGCUGGCACUGACCAGAGAGCCAGACUACAACACUUUAAGAUGAGUGGGCAUCAAAAUAAUAUAAUUCACAGUCACAAAUUGACUCAACAGCUGUGGCAGACCGACCAGGUGCCUUGUGAAUGAACUUACCUGGAUGUAACUGGUUGAUUAUUACAACUGAAAGUAGCAACACAGUGAGAUCCUUAGUUUAGCCAGCUGCUGUUACAGUCACACUGUGCCGAUGACAUGUUCUGGCAUGAUUUAGCUACACGCACAAACGGUAAUAGUUUGAAUCCUUAUCGUACUACUAUAAAUAAUAAAUUCACAAUAUACCAGCCAAGCAGAAAGAAUGUUAAAUCAGCAUCUGUUUGUAAGUCCCUUUUCUCUGUCAGCUCUUUCCAUCUGCUGAAAACGGCGCCAAUAUAACUCUAUGAUCUAAAUCAAACUGUGUUGUUUUUCUUUCCUACCUUCCUUUAAAACCGUUUUCUUGUCCUUUUUGUGUAGCUGUCUCAGCUAACAGUGAAAUCAGGCACUUGCUAGCCUGCAAGUCAUGAUGAUGUCAAUAAAUCUGAAGUGUGUUCAUGCAAUGCUUGAUACAGUACUCUGGACUGUUUAACUGUAUUGUGUUAUACAAGGGUGCCUCUCAUUACAACACUUAAUGCUAGUGACACACUCCACUCUCAUCUGUUGUUGUUUGUCCCAGAUUGUUGUUGUCACUUCAAACUGAGAUCUGACUUCCCAGAGCUCUGCAAAGCAACUUAAAGAUCAUGUGAGAGUACUGUACAAGAUAGAAUUAUGUCAAUCAUAUUGACAUUUUAAAAAUUGUACCACUAUAAAGCAAGCACAAUUGAAAAUUUUAAUUAUUUCAAAUGUGGAUAUUGAAGCCACCCUUAUUGAUAUGAAUGGGCUAGACAGGUAUUACAGUCACCCCAGGCCAACAGUUGCCUGUGUUGGAUUUAUUGCCAGCUGUUCCAACGGCAUAAACGGUUUUCAUGACACUAAUCAAUAAUCAUCAUUUAUGAUGCCGGUAUACCACCAGUUUUAAAGAUGAAUUCAUCUUGUUAGCUUAUCUUUUUUAUCUACACAUUCUGCUGCAGACACAUACUGUAGGUAUACAUGUAUAUUCUAUCUCAUGCAAUAUAGGUGUCAGCAUUGAUGAAGAGAAAUUAAAUGUCUGAUGGUAUGCUCACUUUUUCUGUUUUGAUUUAUAGUAGAUCCUCACUGCAAUGCAGGAAAAUUAACUGGCGGUGUUCAAAGAGGGGAAAAAGUGCAAACUUUCUAUAGAACAUUUUCCCUGAUUCACAAAGUUUGGACCAUGUUGGCUUUGAAUGCACAAAUAAAGGCCAAAAGAAUAACAUAACCAUUUAAAAGCAUUAAAAAAUAAUUGUGGCAGUAUGUUGUUGUUUUUUUGUUUUGUUUUUUGUUUUAUAAGGUUUGUUUAUCCAGGGUCUUCUUUUUGGGUGAUGUUCUCAUGCAAUAUAGCAAACGGAGUUAUUCUUUUUGUAUAAAUACAAUGUUAAAAAAAUUAAAAAUGCAAUUGCAUGUUUAUUGUGCAGGGUUGAUGAACAAGUAUAACAUUUAAACAAUGUCUAGGUCACUCAUAAAUUCCUUAAUAAAAUUAUUUAAGAUGAAUUAAGAUUUCUGUAAUAUUGUAUUUAAUUGGUGUGGACUUCAUUGUAACUAUUUAAGUCAUUUGCCAACACUGCAUAGAUCUCUCAGUUAACUAUUUCUGUUUAAAUAUGCUAUGAGAAACAGUUUUCCUUAAGUAUCUUUUGGUUCUUUAGUUCAAGCAAUAGCUUUUCAGGGAGUGUAUUAGAGAUGAGUGACCACUGAAAACUGCAAAAUGCAAAUUGAGAGCUUGCUUAUUAAUUUGUUGCACACUUAAAUAACAAUAUGUGUUUAAUAAUUUAUUAUCUAUUUAUUUUA